Phyllostomus hastatus (greater spear-nosed bat) is the source of this 3185-nucleotide messenger RNA. It is a transcript of the gene PWP2, whose product is annotated as PWP2 small subunit processome component. The coding region runs from base 74 to 2845 and encodes 923 amino acids. Gene Ontology annotation, cellular component: Pwp2p-containing subcomplex of 90S preribosome; small-subunit processome. Lineage: Eukaryota; Metazoa; Chordata; Mammalia; Chiroptera; Phyllostomidae. Gene Ontology annotation, molecular function: protein binding. Gene Ontology annotation, biological process: maturation of SSU-rRNA from tricistronic rRNA transcript (SSU-rRNA, 5.8S rRNA, LSU-rRNA); ribosomal small subunit assembly. The transcript is spliced from 21 exons. The record is from RefSeq and is a predicted model, not a curated record.
GGAAGUUCCCGCUGCUGGUCGGUAGGUGAGCGGGGCUCGGAGGGUGUGUGGCAGCACACGUGCAGGGGCCGCAAUGAAGUUCGCCUACCGGUUUUCAAAUUUGCUGGGGACAGUCUAUCGGCGUGGAAACUUAAAUUUUACAUGUGACGGAAAUUCAGUGAUUAGUCCUGUGGGGAAUAGAGUCACUGUAUUUGACCUUAAAAACAACAAGUCCAACACGCUGCCCCUGGCCACUCGGUACAAUGUCAAGUGCGUGGGGCUCUCCCCAGACGGCCGUCUCGCCAUCAUCGUCGAUGAAGGGGGCAACGCGCUGCUGGUCAGCCUGGUCUGCAGGUCCGUGCUGCACCACUUCCACUUCAAGGGCUCUGUGCACAGCGUCUCCUUCUCCCCCGAUGGCAGGAAGUUCGUCGUCACGAAAGGCAACAUUGCUCAGAUGUACCACGCGCCUGGAAGGAAGCGGGAGUUCAACGCCUUCGUCCUGGACAAGACCUACUUUGGGCCGUACGACGAGACCACGCACAUCGACUGGACGGAUGACUCCAAGUGCUUUGCGGUCGGGAGCAAAGACAUGUCCACGUGGGUGUUUGGGGCCGAGCGCUGGGACAACCUCAUCUACUACGCCCUGGGGGGACACAAGGACGCCAUCGUGGCCUGCUUCUUUGAGUCCAACAGCCUAGACCUCUACACCAUCAGCCAGGACGGAGCCCUGUGUGUGUGGCAGUGUGACACGCCCCCUGAGGGCCUGCGGCUAAAGGCCCCCACGGGCUGGAAGGCAGACCUGCUGCAGAGGGAGGAGGAGGAGGAGGAGGAGGAAGAGGGGGAGCAAGAGACCACCAUACGAGGGAAAGCCACGCUGGCCUCGGAGGAGCAGAAGGGCAAAGUGAAGUACUCUCGGCUGGCCAAGUAUUUUUUCAAUAAAGAAGGAGAUUUUAAUAAUGUGACAGCCGCAGCCUAUCACAAGAAGAUCCACCUCUUGGUCACUGGUUUUGCUUCUGGAAUCUUCCACCUUCACGAGCUCCCAGAGUUCAACCUCAUCCACUCCCUGAGCAUCUCAGAUCAGAGGAUCGAGUCCGUCGCCAUCAACAGCUCUGGGGACUGGAUCGCCCUGGGCUGCUCAGGCCUGGGCCAGCUGCUGGUGUGGGAGUGGCAGAGCGAGUCCUACGUGCUCAAGCAGCAGGGCCACUUCAACAGCAUGGUGUCCCUGGCCUACUCCCCCGACGGGCAGUACAUCGUGACCGGCGGCGACGACGGCAAGGUCAAGGUGUGGAACACCCUCAGCGGCUUCUGCUUCAUCACUUUCACGGAGCACUCAAGUGGGGUCACUGGCGUGACCUUCACCACCACUGGCUACGUCAUUGUGACCUCUUCCAUGGACGGGACUGUGCGGGCCUUUGACCUUCACAGAUACCGGAACUUCCGCACCUUCACGUCCCCGAGGCCCACCCAGUUCUCCUGCGUGGCGGUGGACUCGAGCGGGGAGAUCGUUUCUGCCGGGGCCCAGGACUCCUUCGAGAUCUUUAUCUGGUCCAUGCAGACGGGCAGGCUGCUGGAGGUCUUGUCCGGCCACGAGGGGCCCAUCAGUGGUUUGUGUUUCAACCCGACGAGGUCGGUCCUGGCCAGCGCCUCCUGGGACAGGACAGUGCGGCUGUGGGACAUGGUGGACAGCUGGAAGACCACAGAGACGCUGACGCUGACCUCCGACGCUCUGGCUGUGACCUACCGCCCCGACGGUGCAGAGCUGGCGGUGGCCACGCUGAACUCGCAGAUCACCUUCUGGGACCCUGAGAACGCUGUGCAGACGGGCUCCAUCGAGGGCAGGCACGACCUCAAGACCGGCCGGAAAGAGCUGGACAAGAUCACCGCCAAGCACUCAGCCAAGGGGAAGGCCUUCACCACUCUGUGCUACUCUGCGGACGGCCAGAGCAUCCUGGCGGGAGGCAUGUCCAAGUUCGUGUGCAUCUACCACGUCAAAGAGCAGAUUCUCAGGAAGAAGUUUGAGAUCUCGUGCAACCUGUCCCUGGACGCCAUGGAGGAAUUUUUGAACCGAAGGAAAAUGACAGAGUUUGGCAACCUGGCGCUGAUCGAUCAGGACACCGGGGAGGAGGACGGAGUCGCGAUACCGCUGCCAGGCGUGAAGAAAGGUGACAUGAGCUCUCGUCACUUCAAACCCGAAAUCAGGGUGACUUCACUCCGCUUCUCUCCCACCGGGCGCUGCUGGGCGGCCACCACCACCGAGGGGCUCCUCAUCUACUCCUUGGACACCCAGAUGCUCUUUGACCCAUUCGAGCUGGACACCAGCGUCACCCCUGGGCGGAUCCGGGCGGCGCUGCGCCAGCGGGACUUCACCAGGGCCAUCCUUAUGGCUCUCCGGCUCAACGAGAGGAAGCUGGUGCAGGAGGCCCUGGAGUCGGUGCCCUGGGCCGAGAUCGAUGUGAUCAGCGCCUCCCUCCCCGAGCUGUACAUGGAGAAAGUGCUUGAGUUUUUGGCUUCGUCCUUUGAAGUGUCUCGCCAUCUGGAGUUCUACCUCAUAUGGACUCAGAAGUUGCUCAUGGCCCAUGGACAGAAGCUGAAGUCCAGAGCCGGGAAGCUGCUGCCGGCCGUCCAGUUCCUUCAGAAGAGCAUCCAGCGACACUUGGAUGACAUCUCCAAACUCUGCGACUGGAACCGCUAUAACAUCCAGUACGCUCUGGCAGUGUCCCAGCAGCGGGGCGUGAAACGCUCCUCGGAGCCGCCGGGGAGCGAGGAGGAGGAAGCAGAUGGGUCCGAUGGUGACGGUGACGACAGUCUGCGCCUGUUCGGUGGAGGACGCAGGGAGGAGGACGACGGGGAGGGACUGUUGGUGUAGAGCCGGCUGGCUCUCAAGCCGGCUCAUUUGAGUGCCGACGCUGGGGGAGAGAACCACGGCCGCCAGGGCCCAGGAAGAGAGUGGAGGGCAGUCUCCAGAGCUGCGGAGCCGUCGCCCAGGACUCGCUCUUCACAGAGGGACCGCGCAUCUGAGAGCCAGCUGCCUGGUCCCCUGGUCAGCACUAGCUUGGCACACAGGGCCCCACCACGUGGGCCGAACAUGCUGAGCUUUUGCCAACGAAGAUGCCUUUUAGAGAGGCCAGUGGGUUCAUAUUUAUAGACUCAUGAACUUUGUAUGCAAGUUAUUUAUAUUUUUUUCAUAAUAAAGUUUUGAUGACAAA